CAUUUACUCGACAUUCCAUCCGAGUUCUCGGAAGACCAAGAUGCAAGGAUCGUGUGCCUGAAAGGCCGGGUUGGUGGGGAGCUUAUGAUUGGUUUGCUGAACUGCUCCGCCACUGCUGCCUCCUGAUGGUACUUGUGCCUCUUCGGGCGACGCGAGGGAUGAGCUGAGAAUCCGUUCCCGCUUCACCCUGACAUAUCAUCAUUCGUUUGGCAUGACAUUGGUGCUUCAUUUCCUCUAACAUUCAUUUUUUUGUAAUCGCUCUUUGCCAUCAUGGGCAAGCCAAGUACUUCAUCGCUUCCCGGCAUUGCCGGGAGCAGCUCAGAAGCUGACGCCGUGUCGCUUCACACCCAACCUGGCGAGCAUGCGUACGACGAUGAUGUGCCGGAGCUGCAGCCUGCAGACUUGCCGCCUCCCUACUCGGACAUUGAGCCUGGCACAGCUGACAACGAGCCUGUUCUCCCAACCAUUGCUCGCCCUUCGUAUAUUCUUGUCGACCUCGCAGAGAAAGAUCUGUACACGGUUGAUGCCAACACUGGCGCCGAAUCCUUCAUGUGCGAAAUCCUCGACAAUGACCCGGUACUCCUGGAACGUCAAAUCAAACUUUCAGCAGCCAAACCGCCUCGUCCCUCGGUCCGCAUCCGCGGCACCCGCAGUCAGACCGUUCGGGAGAACGGCAAGUCGGAGAGGAAAACCGUUACCGACUUCGAUGUGGUGGUCGAGCUCACGCCCUACCUCUUCUCGGAUGCCCCUAGAGGCCAGUCUUGGAGACGACUGCGCACCGUCGAGAACACCGAGAAGACUCGGCGAGGCACCAUCUUCCCGAAACGUGCCCCCGGCGUGCGGCGAGAUAUCGAAAUCUCCAACCCGAAGCCCGCCCUGGCCGAGUGGUGCCAUCGGUACUGCGCAAGUCAUGCCGGUGUCAAGGCAUUCGUCCUGCGUCGCCAGGUAACUGGCUUCGACCAGGAGAAGCUGAAGCUGAAGCUGGAAACCCUGGUCCGCGGCACAAACUACCGGGGACACAUCGACAUCACGUUCCCUGUCAAGGAUGACUACGUCGUGGUGUACAACGCCUGCAGAGUCAAUCGGUGGCGAUUAACGCCAUGGAUCGUUUGGUUCUGCUAUCUUACCUUCUUGUGGCUGUUCACCUGGCCCUUCCUCUUCUUCAGGACGAAGUGGUUCGAGGUCGCCAUUGCCGAGUGGCCUUUCUCGGUCACGGAAGCGAAUGGCGACAAGCGAUAUGUCAGCAUGUCUGAGGAGCAUAUCUACAACCUUUGGGGUCGCGCCAUCAGCCGGGCGGUUCUGUCGAAACGUCAGGGUACGCUGUCAGAGGAGGACCUCAUCGCCUCACAGACCACUCCGGACGAGCCAUUUGCCGGUUUGCUGGAACACGCACCUAGGUUCCUCAGGGACGGCGUCAAUGCCAUAUCCGCAGUAAAUCGCCAAUUGGGUUGGGGCGGAGAUUCGUGGUAACGCCCUGCGAAUGUUAUCAACAAUUCUUAGCUUAUCGAUAGUUUAGGAUAAUGCGAUAUUUUUCUAUGGCAAGUCUAAGUCUCGCCGCUGGCGUUCGAUAAUUUGUCUCUCUGCUCGACAUGGCGUUUAUUUUACUCUCUAGCCUUAGUACUCUCCCCAACAUGGCCCUUCAUUCGAUAUUUGGUAUUAACAGCAUCCUGCAAACUCUUAGUGGAAGCAAC
Thermothelomyces thermophilus ATCC 42464 is the source of this 1691-nucleotide messenger RNA. RefSeq lists its product as uncharacterized. The transcript has a single exon. Bases 271 to 1470 code for a protein of 399 amino acids. NCBI's taxonomy places the organism in Eukaryota, Fungi, Ascomycota, Sordariomycetes, Sordariales, Chaetomiaceae. The record is from RefSeq and is a predicted model, not a curated record.